Molecule: messenger RNA, 450 nt
Organism: Prorocentrum cordatum
Lineage: Eukaryota; Dinophyceae; Prorocentrales; Prorocentraceae
Source: the annotation of a GenBank genome assembly
AUGUCUCCCCCUGGUGGUGCUCGCCAGUACUUGGCAAGCACAGCAUCGCUGGCGUUCGUGAGAGCGCGGACCGCCCGCUCGGCCGCGCCGUGCCUGCAGAGCCCCGAGGACGGCGUGCCCAACCGGCUCCGGGAGUGCUUUUUACUGGCGUGCAGGGACGGUCCGGAGGUCGUGCGGCUCCUGUGCGCCGCGGUGGCGCACUCCUGCGUGGCGAACAGGAGCCCGCCGAGCCCUCGGGAUCCGAGGGCUCCCGGAUCCCCGGCCCCUGCGGGCCACUCGGGCCACUCGGUCCCCAUCCCCCCCUUGUUGUGGGAGGGCGGCACGCUCGCCCUCGAGGGGGCGAUGGCUGUGCAGGCCGUGCUCGAGGGCGGCCGUAUCCUCCUGCGGCUUGAGGGGCCGGGCCUUGCGCUGAAGGCGGGAGCGCUGUCGAAGGGGUUGGCGGCGUUGUAG